AUGAUCAAAAUCGACACAAGACCCGCCAUUCGCGCUGCCAGCGCAGCUGAAUGCCAGCCGUCAACUCUGCCGGACUUUGCAUCCGCUGCCACCCUGUCGCACGGCCUCGUUCUUCACUGGACGCCCGCGGCCUCCGGCGGUUCCGUCAGCAUGGCCGUCGAAGCACCCGCGAGCGCCGGAUGGAUUUCCGUCGCAUUUUCGUCAAGCGGAACCAUGGCUCCGUCAGAUGCGGUGAUCGGCAAUGCUGACGGCGGCGCAGCCGUCCAGGCGUACAGUAUCACCGGCUACGAUAUGGGCUCCGUCAAGCCGAGCGGCAAACCGUCGCUGGGCAGCGCUGGGCUGACGAAAUCCGGCGACAAGAUCAUUAUGCAAUUCUCGCGAUCGGAGGGCGACGGCGGAUCUGUCGCAUUCAAGUCCGGGAAAAAUAAGCUCAUCUGGGCGACGUCGUCUGGCGGCUCUACGACACUCGGCUAUCACGGCAGCAACCUUGGCGCCGGCGAAAUCGAUUUCUCCUGCAACGGCGGCGGCGGAGGCGGAAGCAGCGGCUCUGGCAGCGGAAGCGGAAGCGGAAGCGGAAGUGGAAGCGGAAGCAGCGAAAGUGGAAGCGGCGGAAGCGGCGGAAGCGGCGGAAGCGGCGGAAGCGGCGGAAGCAGCGGUUCUUCCAGCCCGCCAAAGGGCUCAGAUUUUGUCCUGCACUGGGCUGCGCCAAUCAACGGGCAGCUGGAUAUGGCCAUGGAGGCGAAAUCGGGCAGCGGCGCGGCGAAGGGAUGGAUGUCCGUCGCAUGGUCCGCCAACGGAGGCAUGGCGGAGAGCACCGCCGUCAUCGGCAACAUGGACGGCGGAAACGUUGCUGGUUACCACAUUACCGGUUACAGCAUGAGCACCGUGAAGGAGAACGGGAUGGAUAUUGGCGGGGAUGCCGGGACGAGCAACGAAGGCGGGUCGACCGUUGUGAAGUUCCUGCGGCGCGAGAAUGACGGAGGGGAGGUGAAGAUUAAUCUCGGCGGGAAGAAUAAGCUCGUGUGGGCCUACUCCACGGGGUCCAAGUCUCUCGGCUAUCACGGCGGCAACUUCGGAAGCCUCACUGUUGACUUCUCAUGUCAGUCCGCCCCUGCUGGGGGGGGCGGUGGGGGCGAGGAGGGGGAGGAGGGGGAGGAGGGGGAGGGGGGAGAGGGUGGUAGUGAGGGGGGUGAGGGUGGGGGGAACCAGGGAGGUGAGGGUGGGGGAAACAAGGGGGGAGAGGGUGGGGGAAACAAGGGGGGAGAGGGUGGGGAGAAGGAGGGUGGAGGUGGUGGGGAGAGGAAAGAAGGGGGAGGGGAACACGACGAAGGGGAAGACCAUCACGAGGGGGGAGAACACGACGAAGGGGAAGACCAUCACGAGGGGGGGGAUGAGGGUGAGGAGCAUGAGGAGGACGAUGAUGAUUAA
This is a messenger RNA of Closterium sp. NIES-65, 1428 nucleotides long. The record is from the annotation of a GenBank genome assembly. NCBI's taxonomy places the organism in Eukaryota, Viridiplantae, Streptophyta, Zygnematophyceae, Desmidiales, Closteriaceae.